GGGGAGAAAUGGAGAAAGCUGCCAGACAGGAAGCCGGCACAAACGCACUGCUCCUAAACAAACGGCGUCUUAAAAGAGACCCUGCUUAACGGGGGCAGCUGGACAUCACACGGCGCGCAGCAGACAAAGAGCUCACUCUCUGCGGCUGAACAAUAUGCCUUUCAAACACAACAGUGUUUAACUGGCGCUGAGCUCAACCCAGCAGCUGAGACCCGCCAGCUCAAAGCCAAGGCACAAAAGAUAACACGUGCCGGCUUUUCCUGUUGAUUGGAAAGGGGGGGGGGGGGUAAAAAAAACUGCACGACGUGGCAAUUAUUUUUUUCUUCUUCUGAAGUUAAGGUGCAAUCAGUUCGAAAGCAAAAAAAACAAAAAGAUCUGCCGUGGAAAGAUGUUGAAGAUAGAUUGAGGGAAGCGGGCGGGGAGAUUGUCAAGAGCCCGAGCAGGUGGUGGGGGUGUUUAGUCUGAGGCGAGGCAGGAGCGGGAGUCCCUCCGAGGCAGCCAUGCGGAACAGCAGAGGGCUGAAGCUGUCCCAGAUUCUGUCGCUGUUAACUUUCGUAGCCGGGGUAAAUGUCUGCCGUGGAUUUGGCUUGCGCCGCUUGCAGAGAUCAGGAGAAGCGAACAACCGUGAAGUUCUUUCAGAUUCAGCCCGAGCUACUGCUGCUGGGUCAUGCAGGGGCAGAUGUUUUGAACUGCAAGAGGCAACCCCACCCAACUGUCGUUGUGACAAUUUGUGCAAAAGUUAUCACAGCUGCUGUUUAGAUUUUGAUCAACUUUGUUUGAAGACAGGUACUACAUCCAGAGGUCGUGGAUGGGAAUGUAGCAAAGAACGCUGUGGGGAAGCCCGAAACGAAGAUAAUGCUUGUCAGUGUUCCGAAGACUGCGUGAGUAGAGGAGAUUGCUGCACCAACUAUAAAGUUACAUGCAAAGGUGAGAUGCGCUGGGUCAAUGAAGAUUGUGAAGAUUUGAAAACACUAGAUUGUCCAGCAGGCUUUGUUCGUCCACCACUGAUCAUUUUCUCUGUGGAUGGCUUUCGUGCAUCGUAUAUGAAGAAAGGAGGCAAGGUCAUGCCCAACAUUGAGAAACUAAGAUCUUGUGGAACUCAUGCACCCUACAUGAGACCAGUUUAUCCAACCAAAACCUUCCCCAAUAUGUAUACUCUUGCUACUGGACUUUAUCCUGAAUCACAUGGAAUUGUUGGAAACUUGAUGCAUGACCCUGUGUUUGAUGCCAACUUCAGCCUUCGAAGUAGAGAAAAAUUCAAUCCACGAUGGUGGGGAGGACAACCAAUCUGGGUAACAACUGUCAAUCAAGCAGUAAAAGCUGGCACAUUUUUCUGGCCUGUUGUUAUUCCCCAUGAGCAACGGGUAUUUACGAUACUUCAGUGGCUGAAUUUACCAGACAAUGAAAGGCCCUAUGUUUAUGCCUUCUACUCGGAGCAACCAGAUGCUGUCGGUCACAAAUACGGACCAUUUAGUACAGAGGUGACUGAAAAUCUUCGGCAAAUAGACAGAAUUAUGGGGCAGCUAAUGGAUGGACUCAAACAAAUGAACCUCCACCGUUGUGUCAACAUCAUCUUUCUUGGUGAUCAUGGAAUGGAAGAUGCCAGCUGUGAUAAGACUGAGUAUUUGAGUAACUACCUGUCCAAUAUCGAUGACAUAAUUUUGUUCCCUGGAUCCCUGGGACGUAUUCGAUCCAGAUACAGUAACAAUGCCAGAUAUGAUCCCAAAGCAUUGGUAGCCAACCUUACUUGUAGAAGGCCUGACCAGCACUUUAAGCCCUACUUGAAGAUGAACCUCCCAAAGCGUUUGCAUUAUGCUAAUAACAGAAGAAUUGAAGAUGUUCAUUUAAUGGUUGAGAGGAAGUGGCUAGUUGCAAGAAGACCAAUAGAGGGAACCAGAAAACCCUCUGGAAAAUGUACCUUUCAAGGUGACCAUGGUUAUGACAAUAAGAUCAAUAGCAUGCAGACUGUUUUUAUCGGGUAUGGGCCAAGUUUCAAGUUUAAAACAAAAGUGCCACCUUUUGAAAAUAUUGAACUAUAUAACGUUAUGUGUGAUCUUCUUGGACUGAAACCAGCUCCUAACAAUGGAACCCAUGGCAGUAUGAACCAUCUUUUGCGAAACCCUCCAUUCAGACCUUCCAUCCCAGAUGAAGUGUCUAAACCGACUCACGUUGUAGCUGCUCCAGCAGUUCAGGAUGAUCUGGGUUGUACAUGUGAUGAGAGGAAUAAAGGAGAUGAGUUGAAUAAACGUCUGCAGCACAGGGGAACAGAAGAAAACAAGCAUUUACUCUAUGGUCGUCCUGGUGUUCUUUAUCGUACCAAGUACUAUAUUUUGCAUCAUCAAGGUUAUAUAAGUGGUUAUAGUGAAACCUUCUCAAUGUCACUGUGGACUUCAUACACGGUCCCCAAACAGGUGGAGCUGUUUAACAUUCCGGACUUCCUGAGUAAUUGUGUGAGACCUGACAUCCGCAUCUCCGCAAGUCACAGUCAAAGUUGUUCGGCUUAUAGAGCAGACAGACAAAUUUCAUAUGGGUUUCUUUAUCCUCCCACCCUUGGAUCCUCUCUUGAUGCUAAAUAUGAUGCCCUUUUAACUUCAAAUAUAGUUCCAAUGUAUCCAGCUUUUAAAAAAGUGUGGAACCAUUUUCACAAGGUAGUGGUGAAAAAACUGGCAACAGAACGGAAUGGAAUUAAUGUUCUAAGUGGACCUGUGUUUGAUUAUGACUAUGAUGGUCUUUAUGACACACUUGAUAAAAUUAAACGGCAAGUUGAUGCAUCCAUCCCAGUCCCAACCCAUUACUACAGCAUCAUUACCAGCUGCCUGGACAGCACUCAGCCUGUGGAUAAAUGUGAUGGGCCACUCACUGCAUCAUCGUUCAUUCUGCCACACCGACCUGACAAUGAUGAAAGUUGUAACAGUAACGAUGAGGACCCAAAAUGGAUUGAAGAUCUCAUGAAGUUACACACAGCACGUGUGCGUGACAUCGAGCACCUAACUGGUUUAGAUUUCUACCGCAAGACCAGCAGAGCUUACCCCGAAAUCCUUUCUUUAAAGACAUUCUUACAGACAUUUGAAAGUGAAAUCUAAAUCUCUUUAUUUGUCUUGCAAUACAUCUUUUAUUUACAGGUGUAUAUUUUUGAUACUGUUUUUGUAUUUAUUAAUUCAAAACCAGAAUAUUUUAAAAGCCGAUUCUUUAAAGCUUUUAAAAUAACAAGCAUGUGCCUUUUUCUUAUCCUCCUCCUUGGUCAUUAUUUAGUUAUUUGUGUGACGUUUGUGUUGUUACUGUUGCAACUUUUAUCUUUGCCCAAUAUUAGGAUAGGCUGCGAGAAUUUAUAAACUUACACUGAGAAAAAUCCAAGAUUAUUCAGUACAUUGUUCUAUAAUUUCAGUCUUGCAUAUCAGAGAGAUGAUAUGUAAAACUAUAUAUACUUCACUAUUACUGUGACGUAGACUUGUAUUUGCAAUUUACUCAUGUUCUAAAAAUAUAAUAAAUUGUAACAAUUGUGCUUUGAUUUGGGGAAGAAAUGAUUUGCCUGCUGUGAAAUGUACAAAAUGCAAAAUAAACAAGCUUUUACUUACAGUUUUAUUCCAAAGACGUACGGGUUAGGAAGUUGUGGGCAUGCUAUGUUGGCGCUGGAAGCAUGGCGACACUUGUGGGCUGCCCCCAGAACACUCUACGCAAAAGAUAAAAGAUGCAUUUCACUGUGUGUUUCGAUGUACAUGUGACUAAUAAAGAUAUCUUAUCUUGUAUUGCAGAGAUGCUCUCAGCUGAAAUGAUGUAUGUGACCUGAGCGAUCAAAAGACAGACGGGAACAGAAAAUAGUUUUGUGGCUGUUUUUGUAUUGGGGGGUGGGGGGUCAUCUAUUUUCUUUGAUAUUUGACAACCUGUUAUUGAAAAUGUUACGUGUACAAACAAGCUCUGGAAUAAGUUGCAAUCAAUGUAUUUUAAAUGUAAAUUUUCUAAAGAAGCUUUUUGGCAUCUCAGUAAGUCAUGAGUUUCUUUAUGGGGUUUAUGGGUCAGUCCACAUUAAAUGGGUCAGACGUGGAACAAUGUGCAGUUUGGCAUGUCCACUGCAAUCUAAAUGCUCUGGUCAGUUACAGAAAUAGUAUGGAAAAAGAGGCAAGAAAAAUGUUAUGUCAAAAUUCACUGUAUAAAUGUUGUCAAAGAUUACCGCCUUGGUUUUAAACAAGUGGCAAAUAAUUACUGAUGCUUGUUAACAUAAGUUUAUUUUAUGUAAUCCAGUUAGAUAAAUCAAGUACAAAGUACACUGUAUUUGUGCAUCUUAAAAAGCCUCACCAUUAUUGCGCUGAGAGGUUGAUGAUUGCCACAAAAGAAUUCAACCAGAAAUUUUGGUUUUCAUUCUGCCAUGCAACAAUGGAAGUGCUAUAUCAGCAGUGGCUUCUGCCAAUUUUUCAGGAUCACAGCUCUGCUGCUAAAAUUAAGAGAGAAAGUGAGGGUAUGCACAGGAUUUCACCCCCAUAAAUUUAGGUUUUGUUUUUGAAAUUGAAACUUCAAAUAUAAAUAAGUAGUACUACUUUAACAACAGAGCUGUGGGUGCAAAAUAUGACAAGCUAACUAAAUGAACAUGUUGAAGUUUUGUUCAUCUCUGUGAUUCAGAGAGAUAUUUCUGAGGUUAUCGAAUUAACAUAAUCUGGGCUGAUGUGUGGAGUGAACUAUUUCAUAUAUUACUUAAAAAAAAGGGGGGGAAAGUGUUUCUUUUAUCUGUCAUGGAUUUGCUUCUCCUCAUACAUGUACAUCUGUUCCAAUUAAAGAUAACAUCUCCUCUGGGAUUCAUUUAUCAUAUUAAAAAAAAACUUGCUGGAUAAUGUAGACUAUACAUUUAAAACAAGCUGUAAUUUUGUACUGCUUCCUCCAGAUUCUUCAUUGAAGUAAUCUUCUGUUGAACUGGGAGGAGCGCUGUACAAAAUGUACUUGCAAUUGAAUUGGCCUGCCACAGUAGGUCAUUUAUGUGUACUUGGUUAAUAAAACAAUGGGAACAAAUAAACAUGAUGGGGGAGAAAAACCUUGAUCAUUGUAUUGUAAAAGUUUGCGUAUUUUCUUUGCUGUUUUAAUAGUAUUUAGAACUUAAUAUGCAGUUAAAACACCUCAUGGGAUUGUGCUGAAGCAGAUGACCCUGAUUCAUGUCUCUCUUCAUGGAUUGAGUCAUGACCUUUGAAUGAGUGGUGAGAACUGUGACUAUUUCAUAUUAUUUCUCCACCUCCCCCCUCCUCUUACUGGAAAACAGUGCUGCUGAUUCUGCAAACCUUCUGACGGUCAGGCACAAUCAGAUAGAUCUGUGCAACUCCAGGCCUCCAAACUCAACCUUGUGUCCAGCAGGCAAUUGACCUACCAUUUAAUCGAUGCGAAUACUGUCCUUCAAAGGAUCGAGGAUUAAUAUCAUUCUGUGCUUUGUUCAUUGUAUGGGCAUUCCUGAGCACUUGCAAUAAUCCACAGUUUUGCUCAUUGAUUUUGUAAAGGCGAUUCAGCCCUAUAAAUUGAAAAACUGAGUUGAACAUUGAAAGAAGUAAUAUUUAUAAUCUUUGAAAUCUGCCCUUUCAAUCACUGUCAUCAGGACUGUUUGCUUUGCAAGCCAGAAGCACCCACUCAUUUGUUCUACGAGUGUUCUUGCUGAUGCUGCAGUAGUUCCAGUCCUAUCAACGGGGAGCAGGCACGUAACAUUUCCCUUGGCAGUAACACUUUCACUACUGCAGCAGAUGAAUCUUUCUUAACCUGAGGUAAUAGAUAUUUUUAAACAUUGUGAACACAAAGUUGUAUGUGUGGACUUUGUCAGCCUCACCUUUUACCUGCCUCAAGGUCAGUGAGUAGAGGAGCCAAGAACUCAGGACUGUGAAGGUGUGACGACAGCGCCAACAUUGAGUUAAAACAAUAGUGCUUUUGAUCUUCUGGGCAUCAACUAACAUUAAGUAACUCCUAUGAGACAAGAAUAUAAAAGCAAACCAUUGUUGAUGGUUGCUUUGAAAAAAAAUUAUGGAGCCUGGCGAUUUUUCUCAUGGAGAUUUGGAAGACUUCUAAAUUAAAUGUUGAAUAACUUAGAAUUAAACAUGGUUUUCUAUAAUAUGCAAAGCUAGAAAACAGGCCAGGCAAAGUUCAUUUACCAACAGGAUGAUCAAAAGGUGACCUAAAAUAUCAGUGCAACUGGUCAAACAGCAAAACGUUUAGGAGUUGUGGAAAGGAAAUGGACAACUUCCUGGCAUCUGAAAGAAGUCAUUGUUGUUGUUGAUAAAUGAACAGCAAAUCUAUACGGUUGCUCCUGUGUCAGUGCUUGCACUGUGCACGGGAGGGUCUGGAGUGAAAUCCAAUGGGGGAAGGACUUCCACUGAAGUUAUUGAAAGAAAUUUAUGAAAGACCUGUUUCAGAGAAUAUUCCACGUUUUUUUUGCUGGUUUCCUGAAUACAAAAAAAACCCUUUAUCUGGCAAAGUUGGGUAAAUAAUUUAUUUGUGCAUGAAGUAUGGGUUGUAGAAGAAAGUGGGGUGUGAUAAGGGAGACAGGCAGCUCAAAAUCAUGUGGCACAAUAGUUUUAUUCCAUGUAGCUAUAUAAGGAUGAGACAACACAAUCAAUUGUUGAUCAAUUUGAUCAGAUCUGCAAGUGUGGGGAGUGACUGAGAGGGAGAGAGGAGCCUGUCUCUUGAACAAUGAAAAGUGGUUCGUCAAAAGGAAAUUCUUUUAUUUAAAUGUCUUGUCAGAAAUACCACAGUAAAGGAUCACCUUGCGUAUUGUUUUGAAGUUUUUACGCAAAAGACGCAUUCAAUUUAUACACGAGGCCCACGUUGGGCAGGCACGGUAGUGUAGCGGUUAGUGUAACGCUUUACAGCGCCAGCGACCCGGGGUCAAUUCCGGCCACUGUCUGUAAGGAGAUUGUAUGUUCUCCCCGUGUCUGCGUGGGUUUCCUCCGGGUGCUCCGGUUUCCUCCCACAUUCCAAAGAUGUACGGGUUAGGAAGUUGUGGGCAUGCUAUGUUGGCGCUGGAAGCGUGGUGACACUUGUGGGCUGCCCCCAGAACACUCUACGCAAAAAGAUGCAUUUUCACUGUGUGUUUUGAUGUACAUGUGACUAAUAAAGAUAUCUUAUCCUCCUG
Molecule: messenger RNA, 7093 nt
Organism: Pristis pectinata (smalltooth sawfish)
Lineage: Eukaryota; Metazoa; Chordata; Chondrichthyes; Rhinopristiformes; Pristidae
Gene: enpp2
Product: ectonucleotide pyrophosphatase/phosphodiesterase 2
Exons: 25
Coding region: 501-3083 (860 amino acids)
Biological process (GO): immune response; phosphatidylcholine catabolic process
Molecular function (GO): polysaccharide binding; phosphodiesterase I activity; scavenger receptor activity
Source: RefSeq, a predicted model, not a curated record